AUGUAUAUCGAGGAGGUUCUGUUUACUCCACCAGGUGGCGAGAACACAAAAAAAUAUCGGCAAGUGCUAAGGCUACAACAACAACAGCAAAAACUAAAGAGAAAUCUAUUGCUUCUGGUAAAGAAACAACGUGUUGAAAACACAAAAAGAGCAACUACUGAGGCUGGAACAACAAAUAAAGGGGCAACCACUGCUUCUCCAGGCAAACCAACUGGGCGACAGACAACUCUUGGUACAACUAAACAGACAACUCAGGAGACAACUGUUCGACCCACGACAGGUCCUUCCACUCAACAACCUACAACCACUACAGAACCUACAACUACGAAGCCACCCUCAACAACUGCAAAACCUACAACUACGAAGCCACCCUUAACAACUGCAAAACCUACAACUCAGGUGACAACUCCUGUUACCACUCGAAAGACGACUGGUCAAACAACGGCAGCUCCGACGACUAAAGCUCCUCCGACCACUAAAGCACCAACAACUACCGCAUUACUGACCACACAGGCACCCGCGACCAUCGUCCCCAGUGACAAGACUUUCUUAGAGUGCGGUGUAGCUAUAGUUGGAGGAGGUAAGAAUUAG
Messenger RNA from Orbicella faveolata, 591 nucleotides. Its product is annotated as salivary glue protein Sgs-3-like. Lineage: Eukaryota; Metazoa; Cnidaria; Anthozoa; Scleractinia; Merulinidae. The record is from RefSeq and is a predicted model, not a curated record.